AUGUACGAUUGGGGGGGGAUCAAGACCCGCAAUGUAAACCUCUCCGGCUCUGGGGGCUGCAGCACAGCCCUAGGCAGAGAGGCCUUCCUGCAGCAGACACGGCUGCUGCGGCAGCAGCGGGAGCGGCGGCGGCAGCAGCAGCAAGCGCAGCUGAAGAUUGCUGCUGCAUGGAGAGCAUACAGACAGAGGCAGCAGCAGAAGCAACGAUGCAGAGAGGAAUUCGAUCAGCAGCAGGAGGAGUUGCUGCUGCAGCAGCAGCAACUGCAGCAACACAUGCAAGUCGAUGAUGACCCACAGCAGCAGCAGCAGCAGCAGCAGCAACAGCAGCAACAGCAGCAGCAGCAGCAGCAGCAGCAAGCCAGACGGAUUGCCUUCAGCUUCGAUCCCUUCAGCCCAGCUGACGGGCCUGAUGCUAAGCGGCUCCUUAUUGCUGCUGCUGCUUUGCCUCCUCCCGCUGCAGCAGCAGCAGCAGCAGCAACUGCAGCAGCAACUGCAGCACCAACAGAAGAAGCACCCGCAGCAGCAGACACAGCAGCAGAUGCAGCAGCAGAUACAGCAGCAGAUGCAGCAGCAGACACAGCAGCAAGCAUAGCAGCAGAUGCAGCAGCAGAUGCAGCAGCAACCACAGCAACGGACGCACCAACAACCCCAGCAGCAGGCACAGCAGCAGAUGCAGCAGCAGACACAGCAGCAGCAGAUGCAACAGCAGCAACAGGAGCAGCAGGAGCAACAAGCGAAGCAGCACCAGAAGCGGCCGGGGGAUCAUCAGCGGCAGGAAAAGCAGCAGCAGCAGCAGCAAGAAAGCCAGCAGCAGCAACAGCAGCAACAGCAGCACUGCAUGUCGCCAUGCUGCAUGCAUAA
Eimeria mitis is the source of this 861-nucleotide messenger RNA. RefSeq lists its product as uncharacterized. The transcript has 2 exons. Gene Ontology annotation, molecular function: protein binding. The record is from RefSeq and is a predicted model, not a curated record. The coding region runs from base 1 to 861 and encodes 286 amino acids. Lineage: Eukaryota; Apicomplexa; Conoidasida; Eucoccidiorida; Eimeriidae.